AUGGCCCAUGAUGAUGAGGACUGCAAGGCGGAAGCGGUAGCCGACGCAGUGACUGCCAUGCAAAUCAAACACGAUACUUCAACAGACAGCCCUGCAAUUGACAAUAUCCUAUCAUCGGAUGCUGCCAAUGAUCAUGCAAAUGGUUUAGUCCCUCUCUCAAAACCUAGCUCCACUAAAAGCCUCUCCAAGUCAAAAUCUCAAAGCGAGACCAGCUCUCCCAGUGGGAAAGACGAAGAUGAGCAACCGAAAGAGAAAGUGGCCGGUUCCAUAACCGUCAAAUUGGAACCGGGUCUACCACCAAAGCUGUCACGAACUGCUUCGCAGAAAGUGGUUCCUCGACCAGCACUUCUCUUCGACCAUCUACCCGACAGUACUGCCGAAGCUGAGUCAACUUUUCAACUCAUGAAUGAUUGCACGUAUUCCAGUAAAUACAUGGGUUAUACGGAACAUGCUAUGGAAUGCGACUGUGCAGAAGAGUGGGAUCCUGUGGCUGCCAAAAAUAGAGCCUGUGGAGAAGACUCAGAUUGUAUCAAUCGAGCCACAAAAAUGGAAUGUGUCGGAGAUUGUGGAUGUGGUGAUGAAUGCGAAAAUCAACGGUUCCAACGUCGACAAUACGCCGACGUGUCCGUCAUCAAGACUGAGAAAAAAGGCUAUGGCCUGCGAGCCGAAUCCGAUUUGCGACCUAAUCAGUUCAUUUUUGAGUAUAUUGGCGAAGUCAUCAACGAGACACUCUUCCGGAAACGUAUGCUAAGUUACGACGAAGAAGGAAUCAAACACUUCUAUUUUAUGUCCCUCAGCAAGGGAGAGUUUGUCGACGCCACAAAAAAAGGCAACCUCGGGCGUUUCUGCAACCAUUCGUGUAAUCCCAAUUGUUAUGUCGACAAAUGGGUUGUGGGCGAGAAGCUUCGAAUGGGCAUUUUUGCUGAGCGGCAUAUCAAGGCCGGUGAGGAAUUGGUCUUCAACUACAAUGUCGAUCGCUAUGGAGCUGAUCCGCAGCCUUGCUAUUGCGGAGAGCCGAACUGCACAGGCUUUAUCGGUGGGAAAACACAGACUGAACGUGCAACGAAACUGUCCAAUGCCACCAUCGAAGCGCUUGGUAUCGAUGACCCGGAUGGCUGGGAUACGGCGGUUGCAAAACGGCCGCGCAAGAAGAAAACUGGCGAAGACGAUGAAGAGUAUAUUGACAGUAUGCAGCCCAGGUCAUUGAACGAAGAUGGUGUCACCAAGGUCAUGGCCGCUCUUAUGCAGUGCAAAGAGAAAUGGAUCGCCGUAAAGCUACUUGGCCGUAUUCAACGUUGUGACGAUGAGCGCGUGCGAAACCGCGUUGUCAAAAUGCAUGGAUACAAGAUUCUCAAUUCGCAGCUCAGUGCCUGGAAAGACGAUUUUAAUGUUGUGCUGCAAAUUCUUGAUAUCCUGGAUAAGUUCCCGAGACUUACUAGAAACAAGAUUAUCGAUUCGAAUAUUGAGUCAACUAUCAAGCCAUUGGUUGAAUGUGGUGAUGAGCGUGUGGAAAAGAAAGCAGCGGCUCUUCUGGAGGUCUGGUCUACACUGGAGGUUGGCUAUCGAAUUCCUCGAAUGAGGAGGGACCCUGCAGCUACGAAUAACACCCCAACAGUCAAUCGCUUCGAACGACGAGAGUCAUCUAAAACCGACACACAACCCACAUCAAAUUCUCGAUCGCGAUCACGAUCCCGGUCCCGAUCACGUUCCAUUGAAGCUCCGCGUGCCCCUGCUGCUCUCCGAAAUAACAUAGGUCCUCGUAAUUCGUACCAUCAUGGCCCGAGACCCUUUCGUCGACCACCGUUUGCCAACCCGUUACCCCAAGGAUGGUUCGCUGCGGAAUCGAAUGGGAAGACGUACUAUUAUUCUGCCUCAGGUGCCACGACAUGGAAACGGCCAACAACUCCCGCUGCACAACCACCCCCACCACCAAAACCCGAAUCUAAGGACAAAGCAUUGCAGGAUAUUAUUGAUGGUAUCAUGAACGCGAAAGAGAACACCCCAAAAACGCAGGAUAGGUCGGAGACCCCUACUACCUCCACACUCAGAGAUGCAAAAGCUCCAGAGAAAAAAGAACACAAGGAAAAGUGGCGAUCAUACAGUGAAGAAAAGCAAAAGAAACUCUAUGAGAAUACAAUCUUUCCUCAUGUCAAAUACGUUGUGGAUAAGUUUAAACACAAGCUACCAAAAGAGGACCUAAAACGCUAUGCGAAAGAGGUGGGGAAAAAACUUGUGAACUCUGAUUUCAAAAACAACCGUGUGAGCGACCCAACAAAAGUCAGCGACAAACAAGUCAAACAAAUCAAAAAGUACUGCAAAGAGUACUUUGAUAAAGCGGUUGUGAAGCAACGAGCCUACGAAAAGAAAAAGGCAGAAAAGAAAGCGAGGGAUGCCGUCAAGUCUACAACCGAAGACUCAAAGGACGAGGUCAAGAAUCCUGAGUUGUUGCUAUCACAGGAAACACAGGACAUCAAAAGGGAGGAUGAAAGCGACGUCGAAGAUGAUUUAAAAAUGUCAGAUGACGAGAUGGACAAGGUGGAAGAUAAGAAAUCUUCACCAAUGAGCGUCGACGAAAAUAGCCUCAAGCGGAAGAGGGGUGCUGAUAGCAGCCUCGAUGCGGAUAUCGAUAGUAGGGCCGCUUCCCCUUGUAAAAGGACAAAAUCAGCCACUCCGCCUCUACCAGAUUCAGAAUUAACUCCAGGCAAGGAUGGUGCCGAGGAACGCUCUAAACUCGAGCGGGAAGAGCAAGAAAAUGGUGAUGGAUAUAAGAGUGACUCUUCCUCCAUGGGAAAGCGACAGAGGUCCUUAUCGCCUCCGCCUCCCCCGCCACCUCCACCACCUGCGGAUGCAUACGAAAUGUGUGACGUGGGCGAUGGCAGUAGCAAGGAGGGCACAGAACUUGGUUUGGAUGAAGAUGGGGAUCUGCACAUGAACAGAGUGCCAAGUGUCGCAAUACCGGAUCGAAAGAGCGGAAAUGAAGCAUUGGAUAAGGAGGUCUUAUAG
Histoplasma capsulatum G186AR is the source of this 3003-nucleotide messenger RNA. Its product is annotated as histone-lysine N-methyltransferase. The record is from RefSeq and is a predicted model, not a curated record. NCBI's taxonomy places the organism in Eukaryota, Fungi, Ascomycota, Eurotiomycetes, Onygenales, Ajellomycetaceae. The transcript is spliced from 4 exons. Gene Ontology annotation, cellular component: nucleus; chromatin; chromosome. Bases 1 to 3003 code for a protein of 1000 amino acids. Gene Ontology annotation, biological process: regulation of DNA-templated transcription. Gene Ontology annotation, molecular function: histone H3K36 methyltransferase activity; protein binding.